AUGACUAAGAUUAAGAGGAAGAGAAAGAUAAAGAUAUCUGCUUCUCUUGAUUUUAAAAAUUUUGAUGAGUAUAUCAUCUUCAACAUCCUCAAUAAAUUUGAAGCUGAUACUUUGUACAGUUUAAGGGUGGUAUGUAAGCAAUGGUAUAACAUGAUAUUUGAUCCUUAUUUUGCUAAUUCCAACCUCUCUUAUGGGGAACCUAGUAUCUUAAUCCAAACCCCAGUCUCUGGUUCUUAUAGAUUGGGUUUUAUGGAGAUGAAAGGAGGAGAAGUCAUUGUUAAGGAUUUGAAUAUAUGCCUUAAGAAGCCAGUACAUGCUUCCUACAAUAGCCUUGUCUUGGUGCAAUACUUCCCAAAACCUGGAGAUUUAUCGGUAGGGAACCCUCUCACUAGAAAAAGGAUAACAAUUCCUCCACGAAUUUGUAAUUUACGUCUAGACAAUGUUUUUGGGUUCACAUAUAUUCCUCAAACAAGAGAAUACAAGAUCGUCUGCCAAAUGUUUGAUAAAAUUAUUUGUUCUUGUGUUUUUAUGAUACUCACUCUUGGUUCUAAUGAAUGGAGACAAGUCAAAGGGCCUCAAUUGCCUUGGAUUGAAAAAGAAUCCAUAUCUAUUAAUAGUUUCGCGCAUUCAGUAGUUACUGAGGAUGAUCAAGACUUCUUGUUUUCCAUAGAUACUACUGAAGAAACUUCUCAUAAGACUGCACUCCCGUAUUCUAUGCCAAUCAUAGCUAGUCUUUACACCGUUGGGAUAGGAUUUUCACGCCGUCUUUACAUAAUGGAUCUAGGAGGAUUUUUAUUGGUUGUGUUAAGGUUUGCUGGUUAUGCUGAAGUGUGGGUUCUGGAAGACUUUUAUAAGAACCAAUGGGUUAGACGACGCCGCAUCUUCCUUGAAGGUAAUGCCCUGUAUUUUCGAGGGUUGGUUGGUAGCUUUGGAAAUGGAAAAGUAAUAUUAUUCGCGGGCUUUGAUUUCUGUUAUGUAGCUGAUGAUAUCAAACUGCUGAAGCUAGAGAUUUUACCAGUUGUGAAGGCUGACAUAAAUAAUUGUAUACAGCACUUGAACAGCCUCAUUUCAUGCAAAUCGUUGUAA
Molecule: messenger RNA, 1086 nt
Organism: Telopea speciosissima
Lineage: Eukaryota; Viridiplantae; Streptophyta; Magnoliopsida; Proteales; Proteaceae
Product: putative F-box protein At5g52610
Exons: 1
Coding region: 1-1086 (361 amino acids)
Molecular function (GO): protein binding
Source: RefSeq, a predicted model, not a curated record